Molecule: messenger RNA, 2368 nt
Organism: Pundamilia nyererei
Lineage: Eukaryota; Metazoa; Chordata; Actinopteri; Cichliformes; Cichlidae
Gene: mtch2
Product: mitochondrial carrier homolog 2
Exons: 12
Coding region: 48-878 (276 amino acids)
Biological process (GO): positive regulation of apoptotic process
Cellular component (GO): mitochondrion; membrane
Source: RefSeq, a predicted model, not a curated record
AGCAAAACGAAAUAGGAGAACUUCCGGUCUCUAUCGACUCUCCAAAAAUGGCGGAUGUUUGUGGUCAAGUGUUAUUGGGAUCAGGGCUUACUGUGCUCUCCCAUCCUUUGAUGUACAUUAAAGUCCUGAUCCAGGUAGGACAUGAGCCACUCCGUCCCACCCUGGGUAGGAAUUUAUUUGGAAGACAAGUCUACCAGCUACCUGGACUGUUUGCUUAUGCAAAACACAUCAUUAAGAUUGAUGGAAGAGCUGGUCUUUUCAAAGGACUUGGUCCGAGGCUUUGUGCAGGCACCAUUGGCACACUCGUACACAGCAAAGUUGUACAGAAAUGUCAAGAACAAGGCACCCCACAGAUACUGGGAGGGCAGCAGAAGGAUAAAGAGAGCUCUCUACAGCAGGUUGUUAACGAGACAACCAGGGAGAUGGUUGCCCGCUCCUGUGCCACCAUCGUCACACAUCCCUUCCAUGUGAUCACUUUGCGAUGUAUGGUGCAGUUCAUUGGAAGAGAAACCAAAUAUAGUGGGGUGUUUGAUUCCAUCAUCACAGUCUACAGAGAAGAAGGCAUUCUGGGCUUCUUUGCUGGUUUGAUUCCUCGCCUGCUGGGUGAUGUCCUUUCUCUGUGGAUUUGUAACCUGCUGGCUCACCUCAUCAAUACAUAUGCCAUUGAUGACUCGAUGAGUCACACAGGAGAAAUCAAGAACUGCUCUCAGGCGAUGACAGGGUUCUUUGCCAGCAUGCUCACCUAUCCUUUUGUUUUGGUGUCAAACAUAAUGGCUGUCAAUAACUGUGGGCUUGCUGGAGGCAGAGAUCCCUAUGCGUCAGUAUAUCCCACCUGGGUGGACUGCUGGAUGCAUCUUAGCAGAGAGGCAAGUAUAUAACUAAUCCAGCCCCUUUCAAACAUUUGCUCAGUAGUAACGAUUCACAAAGAUGGGUUGAACCAAACAGGCUGGCCACCUUCUCAGCUGCUGUGCAUACACCACUGUACUUUCUGUGUCAACGAGGCACCGAAAGUUUGGUUCAUCCUGAUGGGCUUUGAGGUAAAGGUCAUUUUGCAGUGUUACAAUUUCCACCCGUCCAGCAUCCAAGCUGAGCAUCGCACUGAGCAAUGCACGUUGUUUCCACGUUCAUGAAAGGUUUGGAAAUGAACAACACACUUGGCUUAAACUGAUCAAGGUCCCAAAACCUGUUCUCAAAGUCUUGUCCAAGCCUGUUUAUGACUUAAGAGUACUUUUCUGCAACUUUGUCAAAAGUCUCAGAUGCAGAAGCAUUAUCUUUUCAGCACAGAGAGGAAGUGGAGCACCUUUUUUCUCUGUAAAUGCACAGAGAAAAAUGUCCCUCUGGGCUUUAAAUGCAUUUAAAGCACUUAUGUCAGCAACAGUCUUACCUUUGCCUUGCAGCUUUCAGUUUCCCAGUAAUGUCCUUUAAAAUGAAAGGUCAAGUGUCCACCAUGCUGGUGUACCCCAGCAUAAAGUUUAGGAACUCCGUGUCACCUUUUCAGUGAGGGAUGAAUCCUGUAUGUUGGCUGGUCAUAGCAGGAGCCCUGUCGGUGGUCACUGAUACCAGUUUUUCCACCGGUACCUUUUUCUCUGUGAAAAACUCCGUCACAGCGUUAUAGAUGUCAACUCCUCAUAGACCUCAUAGUUGUCUUUGGUGACAGUAGUGUCAGAAGUUCUUUUGUGGAGAAAUCGUCAAAUACCAUCCAGAUGACGACCAUCAGCUGUGCUGCUGCUGUCCACAGACUGUUACACUGGAUGCUAAACCACCUGCACUCUGCCUGGUCCCAGUCCAGCUGAUCAGCCAAGUUCCCGGACAUAGCCGACACUCUUCUAACUAUUGUAGUUGCCCCCAGUUGGACAUUGGAGAGAAUGGAGAUUACAUCAGUUCCAUAUUUCUCCUCUUUAAGCACAGUUUUUGCAAUUAUCAUGAUUGCUUCUUUGAAAACCUUCUCGUCUGAAAAUGCCUUCUUUUUCUUAAUUAAGAAAUGUGUAGCUCUAAAUGAGGCUUUUUGGGAGUUUUUCACAGUUCUCGUGAAAAAAGACUGCUGUUUGCUCAAACCUGCCUUUAACUCACGGGCUGUUUCUGCCCAUCGGGUAGUGAGCAUGGCAGCUUGUGUGACACGUUCAGAAACGUCUCUCCACAUUGUGCCGCUUUGCCGUUGCCACAUGAAUCGUUCACAGUAGUGAAAACUCUUCCUCUAAUUCACUGUGAAAUUGAUGUUUUCUUUUUCUUUCUUACUUCUUCUUUACACUUUUUUUUACUUAUGUGUUUAUACACCACCUGCAUUUAAUUAUUACUAAUUUCUGUCUCUUCCGAAACGUGUCUUUUGUCUUGUCUUCUUCCCCUCACCCCCAACCAACAGAUGGCUGCC